GACGCAGGCAUUUAGCUACUCUUUCGUUUUAACUAACUGAAACUAAUCUCAGUGUGUCUUCGGCUAUUCAUUGAAAAACUAAUGAAAUGGUGAACAACAUGGUUUAUUAAACUUGUUUGAAAGCUUCAUUUCAAUUGGACAUUGAAUUUUUCGACAACUUUACAUGCUGUUUGAUUUUUGCUUUACAGGUUGUCUGACGAGCAAAGUUUAACGUUGAAAAUGGUACUGCUGUUAUACAUCCUCUCUCUAAAUGUUGGAUUUGCUACUGGCAGAUGUUAUGGUGAUACUGACAUGCAUUUCUCUGACAGUUAUGCUAAAGCCCUGCCCAGAAUACCCGGAGAUAAAUUGUGUCGGCUACGUAUUAACUACCCAAAAUUAGAGAUUAUUCCUGACUACUUUUUCCAACGAUUCAGCGAGUUAAGGUAUCUUUUUUUCUACAGUGGAAGUUUCUUGUAUCUUUCCAAACAUACAUUAACUGGACUAACCAAUCUUACAGAUUUGACUAUAACCAAUUCACACCUGCAAGAAAUUCAUCCAGAAGCAUUUGCUGGAUUAAAGAAUUUGGCUUACCUACGUCUUAGAGGAAACAAAUUACGCAACAUACCACAGGGAACUUUCUCGAAUCUUCCAGUUUUACGAUAUAUAGACGUGCAGCAAAACUUCCUCCAUAGUAUUAACUUUGCGCAGAAAAUGACUUCACUUAACACUCUUUACCUAUCAAGCAACAGAAUUCAAAAUGUUUCAAGCAUCUUUUACAAAGAUUUACCAAACUUGAAUUACCUUGAUCUUUCCAACAACAUAAUAGAAGUGAUAUCAAAUGAAAUAAUAAAAAGCACUCGUUUGACUCAUUUAUAUCUUCAAAAUAAUAAAAUUAAAGUGUUGGAAAGGCGAUAUUUCAAAGGAGCAAAAUAUUUGACAAUACUCAACUUGCGUCACAAUCAGAUUAACCGGAUAGAAGCCAUGACUUUCAGUGAUACUAAAAUGCAAUAUUUAAACUUAGACAAUAAUAAGCUUAUAACGCUCACAAGUUACAGUUUUUAUGGGCUAACACAAUUGUACACAUUAACUUUGAACGAUAACGCUAUACGAAACAUACAGAAGGAUGCAUUUCUGGGAACAAAUGUGUUCAAUAAAUUAUCAAUUAAAAGGAAUUUUAUUAACGUCAUUUAUCGUGGUGCUUUUUCUGGAAUGACGGACAUGAAGAUAUUGAAACUUUCUAAAAAUAAUAUUGAAAAAAUUAAAAAUGGAACAUUUGAAGGAUGUUCGUCGCUUGAACAUUUACACUUAGAUUACAAUAAAAUUUCAAAAGUUGAAGAAAAUAGCUUAACACCGCUAAAGAACUUGAAGGAAUUAAAUUUACAAUCGAAUCAAAUCACAAAUCUUGUACCGCAUACUUUUACUUUACCAAAGGCCGUUAUUAUCCAGUUACAAAACAACAAUAUUCGAAAAAUUUCAAGCAACGCAUUUUAUGGAGCUGGUAAUUUGACAUUUCUUUACAUCCAAAACAAUUUGAUCUCAGAUGUCGCAAAAAAUGCAUUUGAAGGUUUGGGAAAAUUGAAAUACAUAACUUUUCAACAAAACCAGAUUUAUGAGCUACCUAUUGAAAUUUUUCAACCAUUGUUAGUUGUAGCACAUGUUGACUUAUCCUACAAUGCUAUAGCUGAAUUUGAUUUUAGAAUUUUUACUAAGAAUACUGAAAUCACUGAGGCACACCUUAACAAUAAUCAAAUUGCCACAGUACAUAAUUCUCUGGUAAAAGAAUUACAAAAUUUGGUGAAAAUAGAUUUGCACCACAAUAAAAUAAAAACUUUAAAAAGUUCAACCUUUGCGACAUUCCCAUGCCUAUCACACUUGGAUUUGCGCAAGAAUGAAAUAACUGAAAUACCAUCAAAUGUGUUUCGUCAACUGCGAAAUAUAACUCACAUUGAUUUAAGCAGUAACCAAAUACAAACAUUGUCAUAUAAUGCGUUUUAUGGUGUUGAAUUGCUAAAGACAUUGUAUUUGCAUAAUAACAAGACAAGAGAAGUAAGCGGUACAACCUUCCCAUCUCUCCCUUUCCUGACAGAACUGAAGAUAAACAAUAAUUUGAUUGAAACAUUCUUAAGUGGUUUUCUGCAAAAGUUUAAAAAUCUGAAAAGGUUAUCCAUUGGAAACAAUAAACUUUCGAAACUAUCAGCUGGAAUGUUUAAGGAGCUAUCCCAUUUGGAAAUGUUAGAUGUCAGUAACAAUCAAAUUAGUAGUAUUGACAGUAACACAUUCAAAGAAUUGAAACGUUUGACGCUGCUAUAUUUAAGUCAAAAUAACAUACAUAAUCUAUCGGUUAAUCAGUUUGCAUUUAAUUGUAAUUUAACAGCGAUCAACUUAGAAAAGAACAGAAUAAAAAAAGUACAUCAAGGAGCGUUCGAUCAGCUGAAAAAUUUAAUGAAGUUGAAUUUAAAUAAUAAUAGGUUAGAGCGUAUCACAGGGAGUACAUUUGAUUACUUAGUUAAACUAGGUGAGUUGCGUAUUGCAGGAAAUCGUCUAAAAACACUACCUGAAGUAUCUUUUGCUAAAUUACGGAAUAUUAUAACGUUAGAUUUAAGCCGGAAUAUCCUCAAUGAACUUCCAAACAAUAUAUUUCAAAACACCAAACAGUUAACACAUAUACAUCUGAAUCAAAAUAAGCUUUCAAAUCUACCAUUGUCAAUCACAAAUUUAAAUCAUUUACAAUAUCUUGAUUUAAGUCAUAAUUUAUUCGAUUUUUUCUCACCUGCUCUAUUGGUCAAAUCAAUUCAGUUAAGAUACAUUAAUCUACAGAAUAACUCUAUUAAGAGUUUAAAUAGCGGAGAAUUCUACAAACUCACAAGUCUUAAAACUCUCAACUUGGCAAAUAAUCACCUAGAGAUUUUACCAGAAAGUUUGUUCAAUGAAUCUAUGUACAUAACAGAUUUAAAUUUAAAUGGCAACAAGUUAAGAGCUAUUCAACACUUUCUAAAACUGCCAAUGUUACUAAAUCUCGACCUUGGAAAUAAUCAAAUUUCUACCAUAUAUCAUGUUGCUUUGAGAGAAAUGAUAGCGCUUGAAUAUUUGGAUGUAUCUGGCAAUAAGUUAAAAGAUUUCACAAGCAUUCUCGAUACAAAUAUAAAUCUUCAAAAGUUAAAUUUGACAAACAACAAGAUUAGCGAUGCUAACUUUUUGGGAUUAAUAAAUUUUACUAAUUUACGUGAACUAUCAAUCAUUGAUUUAUCUGAAAAUCGGAUUACAAGUAUCGAAAAACAGACUUUCGGGAAAAUAAACUCGAUCAAGGAGUUGCUGUUGGCUAAUAAUUCUAUACAAUUACUAGAUCCUGAAAUCACAAAAAAUCUUCCUAGUGUUCAACUGAUCGACAUUCGACAUAAUAAGUUCGUUGUGAUUGCAAAUUUUCAGAAUUCGUGAAAAAAUGUCCAAGAGGAAUAGUUAUAUUAAGUAGAUGCAUUAGUUCUACUUCGACUAAUGCGUCCAAUACCUUCAUAUUUGAUGACGACAAAAUUUGCAGAAAUAAUGGUACAUGUACUUACAGAGAAUUACAAUAUGGUUGUCUGUGCCCUAUUAACUACAAUGGACUGUACUGCGAAAACAAUAGAUAUGACGGGAGAAAAAACAGAGGAGAAACAAAACAGCGGAUUAUAACUGUUUCCAUGUGUUCUUUGGGUUGCCUUCUUCUUAUCCUGAUUAUAGUCGUUAUUUUGAAGAGAUGGCGAAAAUCUAGAAUGCUUAAGAAAAGAAAUUCAGCUGAACAAGUCGAUACAGAUGUCGAUUUUCUAUCCAAUAGACAAAGCGAAUCCACGUAUACCGAAAUAACCCAGCCAGCUUAUCAGUCAGAAUAUCAGGAGUUACGCGUCGUGAAUAGACCCGCCAUGGUGAAAAAGGAAAUGAUAACACACAAAAGAAUUGAUGGUAACCAAGACACAGCAGAAGAUACACGGGGAGACACAAGGGAUGCAAAACGGAGAUGCAGAAAAUAACCGAUUUGGUUAAACACUAAAAAAAGUAUGCAAAAAGUCAUACAGUAUUUAAUGUAAAUAUUAUGAAUGCUACAUGCUAAGUUAAGCAGGUAAUCUCUAUGGAAUGCAGUUAUAAUUUUUUUUUAAUAUAUCUGUUAAAUUUGUUUAUAAAGUGCUUUCCUCACAGCAAAGUAGAUAUUUGGACGGGCUUUAUAGAGCGAUAACCUAUGUUUUUUUAAACUUCUAAACGAUAAUAAUUAGUUCCUUCGUCGGUAUACUUUUGCAUAAGCUUUAAUUUAAAUAAAUGUCUCGGCUAGUUAAGUUUUUUUGCUCCUAUAAAAACUUUGUUUUAUUUAGAAAAUGUAUGCAUGUAUAUGUUUCGUCAGAAUAUUUUUUUUUUCGUACAUGUUUGUUUGCGUUUACAAUCAAAUAAUGAGUGGAGCAAGUAGAAGACAUAUUUUGUCAUCAUCAAGGUCCAUCUAGUUGAGAUAGGUUAAUGAGAGGAGGUUAAAAUUAACGUAAAGAAAAAAUAUUUACAAUACCUCUAGAGUUGUAAAAAAUUACAAAAAUGUGAUACUAAAAAUAUCGCGAAUAAUCUAAAUCAUUAAAUAACAAGACAUUUUUUGUGGUUUUUUUACAAUGCGUCAAAAUGGUCACUAGAAAGGUCUUUGGAAUGUUAAAAUUGUUUAUUGAAUAUCUUGUGUAAUACCUGUGUUUUAUUUCUAGAAACUGAUUUGUGAAGGCCUUGGGUGCAAUGCCAUACCUAAUUUUAUACAUAAAUAACAAAACCUGGUGUAUGUUCUAUUUAUAGAUACUCAAGGCCCUUAUUUUUCUCAAUAAAGGUUCUACUGUGGUGUAUCUGUCCUUGCCAAAUAUUAUACAACAUGCGUGCUUCUGUUUACUGUAAAUUUUUGUAAGCUUAGAAUGAUUAGUGCUAGCCCAGACAAUGUUACAAUAUGUUAAGUAGUGUUUAUAUAAAAAAGGGAAAGCUUAAUCAGAUCAAACACAUUUUUUACGACGUUGACACUUAUUUUAUCAAUACCAGCACUUUUGUUGCUUUGUAAGCUGUUAAAAGCAGUACUCAAUUCGGCCAUUGUUAUAUUAUAUUCUUCCAUCCUACUGUCAUACCUUUUCAGAUAUAGAGACAAAAUGCUUUCUACUUGAUGGGAUUUUUUCCGAGAGGCUUAAACCAAUGUUUACAAAAAAAUCGUUCAACCCAUUUGCUAUAGAUGCUGUGUCAUUUAUCAUUUUCCCAUUAAGCGACAAACAUUUUGGUAGAUCAUUGCUUACAUUUUUAGAUUUACCAAAAAUUUCCUUUAUAAUAUUCCAAGUUGCUUUAGUGUCAUUUCUAGACUUUUGGAGUAAAAUGGAAUAAAGAUUCUUUUUAGAAACUUUUUUAGUUUUUUUAGUAAGUUUUUUUAGCAAAAAAUGUCAUGAAUUUUCCAAUUGACUUUAUUUGUUUCAUUUUUACAGUAUGAAAUAUUCAUUUUUUUAUACUUGAGUGAAUAACAGUAGAUUUUUCGAUAGUCUUUAUUAGACUAAUUCUGUGUGUCUGUAACAAGCAAGGUGGUGGUGGUGUGUUAUUUUUUCUUAAACAAUACUGUACGCUUAUCCUUAUGCAGAAACCUUGGUUAUUAUAAAAACGGUAUUGUUUAUAAUUAAUUUCUUUUGUUCCUGUAAUAAUCUUGGUUAAGUUAAAAAAUUAACAUUUAUUAGUGUGUACAGACUACUUUUGUAUAUUUUAUUCUCGUUUAAAUAAAAUUAAACAUUUUGUCGUAA
Messenger RNA from Hydractinia symbiolongicarpus, 5741 nucleotides. Its product is annotated as protein artichoke-like. Gene Ontology annotation, molecular function: protein binding. The record is from RefSeq and is a predicted model, not a curated record. The transcript is spliced from 4 exons. The coding region runs from base 220 to 3414 and encodes 1064 amino acids. Lineage: Eukaryota; Metazoa; Cnidaria; Hydrozoa; Anthoathecata; Hydractiniidae.